AGAGAAUCCUGUUCUGCUAAAGUCAUAUUCUGAAGAUUAGAGCAUACCGAACUACAAGUUGUUAAAUCUACACUGACAGAAUGCAAUUGUGUCAGAUAUUGACAAAGAAGUCUCUGAUCUAAUAGCUCUGUAAUUCUGAAUAAUCACCACGGAAAAAUCCCAAGUUUGACUGUGGCUUCGAUUUAAAUAAAUAAUCUGCCUGAGUCCCAGAGACCUCACAUCAGAAGUGAUCAGAAAUAAAGCUUAAUUUGCAAAUUUUUAGUGUGGCCAAAGUGAGAAAGACGACUUCUGUCAAACUUGAUAGAAAACAGCCUUUGAAAAAUUCACCCUUUGCUUAAACACUUAGCUUUUCUUGGACUUGGAGCUUUUAAGAACAUGUCUAUGGACCAGCUGAGUUCUAUAUGGCUACAUCUUAAAGGCUUCUUCCAGUGGCUGCACAGGCUCCUUUGCUCUGCACACUGCUUCACAACAGACUUCCUACAGGAAAGAUCCACUUACUGUUCCCUCCCCUCAAUGGAAACUGCAAGCUCCAGUGCUUUUAUCUGCAUAAUUUAUAAAAGAUUCCUGCACCCAGUAAGUCAACUUAAGAGCCUUGUGGCUUUGGGCCUUGUUUGUUUCACAUUGUUUCUGAUACAGGACCUUAUUAGCAGGAACUAUAGCACCAUCCCUACUGCACAUACCAUUAAAAUUCUCAUCUGGAAUUGGCCUCAUAACAAAAAACCCAAUAUAAUUGAAAAUAUGUGUGCCAAACUCUAUGGUAUCCCUGGCUGCCACAUGACAACUAACCGGUCUGCCUUUAAGCAGGCUGAUGUUGUGUUCUUCCGUCAUGUAGACAUUUAUCCUUCUGUAACUUCGUUACCACAAGAGAAACGUCCUAAGCAACAGAUGUGGAUUUGGAUGUCUAUGGAAUCUCCAAGCCACAACAAGAAGAUCGAAAAACUAAAUGGAAUCUUUAAUUGGCCAAUGAGCUAUAGACGGGAUUCAGAUAUUUACACCCCCUAUGGAAAGCUUAUACCAAAUACUGACCAACAUUACACCAUUCCCAAAAAAGGCUCUUGCUUGGCUGCUUGGGUGGUCAGCAAUUAUAAAAAACAUCACAAAAGAACAAGCAUUGUAAAGAGCCUGCAAAACUAUAUGACAAUUGAUAUAUAUGGCAAAGGUAAUGGAAAACCAUUGAGCCCAGAAACUCUCCAAGGAACGAUUUCCAAGUAUCCCUUCUAUCUAGCAUUUGAAAAUUCCGUACACCAGGAUUAUAUAACUGAAAAGCUGUGGAGGAAUUCCUUCAUGUCAGGCUCAGUGCCUGUAGUCUUUGGGCCACCACGAAGCAACUAUGAAAAGUUUGUGCCCCCAGGGUCAUUCAUUCAUGUGGAGGACUUCCCAAGCACCAAAGAACUGGCAGAAUACCUUAAGAGAGUGGCAAAGAACGAGACUCUUUAUAAGCAAUACUUUGAGUGGAAAAAACAAUUCAAAGUCAAGCUGACUGACUCGAGGGAGCGUAUCUGCCAAAUUUGCAAAAAUUAUCACACCCUGCCCCAGAAGAAAGUCUAUCACAACUUUGAUGAGUGGUGGUAUGGCUAAUGCUGCUUUGAAAAGUUACAAUAACAGGAUUUCAAAUAACUUCCAGUGGAAAU
This is a messenger RNA of Erpetoichthys calabaricus (reedfish), 1631 nucleotides long. RefSeq names its product alpha-(1,3)-fucosyltransferase 7-like. Gene Ontology annotation, molecular function: alpha-(1->3)-fucosyltransferase activity. Bases 376 to 1578 code for a protein of 400 amino acids. Gene Ontology annotation, cellular component: membrane. The transcript is spliced from 2 exons. Lineage: Eukaryota; Metazoa; Chordata; Cladistia; Polypteriformes; Polypteridae. The record is from RefSeq and is a predicted model, not a curated record.